This is a messenger RNA of Sporisorium graminicola, 1407 nucleotides long. RefSeq lists its product as uncharacterized. Lineage: Eukaryota; Fungi; Basidiomycota; Ustilaginomycetes; Ustilaginales; Ustilaginaceae. Gene Ontology annotation, molecular function: double-stranded DNA 3'-5' DNA exonuclease activity. The record is from RefSeq and is a predicted model, not a curated record. Gene Ontology annotation, biological process: DNA repair; DNA damage checkpoint signaling. Gene Ontology annotation, cellular component: checkpoint clamp complex; nucleus. The transcript has 2 exons. The coding region runs from base 1 to 1407 and encodes 468 amino acids.
AUGCCAGUCGAAGCACCGACGGAGGCUGCGUCUGGCAUGACACUGACCGCCACCCUCUCUGAUGUUACGGGUCUCGCCAAUCUGCUCAAGUCGGUCGCCAUUCAAACCCAUGCCGUCGUAAUAGCAUCGAGCUCAGGCUUGGAGAUCGUCACUGAGCUCAACCGCACCCUCCAGGCACAUGCCUACCUCUACUCACACAUGUUUGACUCAUACCGGUUUCAAAAGUCUUUCACCAAUGCGUAUGCUUCUUCCAGUUGUCGGCGGUCUCAGAAGCGCUCAAAAUCCAGCGCCAAACAAGGCCGAAACAACAUUUCGCAAACUUCAGAGUCCUCUUCCGAUCAAGAGGAUGGCCGGAGCCACACCGGAUCCCAAUCAACAGCAGAACCGACUCGCAAGCGUGCGCGUCGUAACGAGGAUGAAGAUACAUUCGAUCAAGAUGCUGGCAGAGGGGGCGACGAGCCCGACAGCGUAUCGUUCGAGGUUAAUCUUCAAACCUGGAUCUCUUGUCUCAACAUCUUUGGCGGCGUCGGACCUUCCCGACCUCACAGUAACUCCAGCAGCCAUUCAGGAUCUCGGCCAGAUCACGGCGCUGCAUCCUCGAACGGGCGAGGUUAUCACCGAACGCGUGACGGAACGGCAGAUCCAUAUGGCGCUGACCGAGGCGCGUCCGUUGAACGCGGCUUGGAUCGAAAUGCCUUCUCGGCAGCUGCCAAGUCUACGCGAAUGAGGCUCAACUACCAAGGCCACGGUCAUCCACUCGUUCUCGAGCUCGAGCAAGAAGCAAACGUGCUCACUCGUGUGUCAAUAUCCACCUACGAGCCUAGCUUCCUCACAGAUAUGGUCUUCGAUCCGCGCAACAUGGUCGCCCAAGUCAUUGUGGGGUCCGAGCUCAUGCAGUCCGCAUUUGCAGAGAUCGAUGCUUCCUGCAAGAAGCUCUCCAUCCUCAUGACCUCGCCUCAUUCUGCAUCGGCGGAUGAAUAUAAUGAGCGUGCCGAAACCUCAAGGGCGGCACGAGGCAUCGACACGAGCACGUCCACGAGCAUGCUCCGAUUCAAAGCCAUCUCGGACACAGGAUCGUCCGAAAUGGAGUUUCCAGCCAGUCUGUCAUCCGCUGACCCUACCGGCGUGAUUGAAAAGUUUCUCGCCCUUCCUGGCAGUAGCGAACAGUGGUACGAUUUCACGCUGCUCUCACGCACCAUGACGGUGCUGCGAUCCUCGAUCAAGACCUCGCUCAGGAUGGACGAGGCCGGUCUCAUUAGCUUCCAGUUCAUGAUGCCAAAGUAUCGACGCACGCCAGUGCCAGGUGGAGCCGGAGGCGCUGGGGCAGCGCAAGCCGCACUCGAGGACGAGCAAGAUGCUUUCUGCGAAUUCUUGGUGAGCAUUUCCAGCGAGCGAGCGCUUUCUUGA